AUGAUGCCCGUUCAGCAGCUUUUGUCGCCCAACGAAGGGGUCAUGAACGCCUUGUCGGGGCUAUCAAUCGAGCAACUGAACAGCAUGGAGGAGACACUGCGGCGCGCCAAAAUGGAUCGACAACAGUCUUUUGGAAACCUGGCAAGAGUUCCACCCAGCGCUCCGCCUCGUCCUUCAGCUCGACUGCCACCAGCCCGUGCUCCAACUGCGAGCAUGAAGCAGUUCAUGUCGGUGAUGAAUACUACUCCAAAGAGUCCUUCUCCUCCCAAGCCAUCAAUCAAGAUUGUCAACGGAGUCCCAUGGCUUACAUUUACCUAUACAACAAGAAGCGCUGCCAGUACACCUUACACAGUUCGAGCCAACAUUGACCAGGUCAGCAUGGACGAUAUCCCUGCGAAGUUUCAGGAGACGAAUUGCCUCUACCCAAGCGCGAAUGGGGUCGAGGAGGAGUACAAGGGGUCUCGACGCGACUAUGAGCGAGAGUGUAAUGAGCAGGGGUGGAAGCUGGCUCAUCUGAACCCGACGGUUCUGAGCGAGCGCAAGGGUGUUCUUCAGCGAGCUGUGAUCAGUCUUCGGAAUGCGUCCUCUGAGCAAAAAUCGCGUCGAGUCAAGAGUCAGGAAAAGAAGACGCAGAGCAAGGCCGUCGAGAAGGAUGUGAGGGGACCAGUGUUACUGAUCCCAAGAUUGAUUAUUCCAAGUAAUUCUCCAGUGCCAGCACCCCUUCCUUUGACAUGGCAGCCGGCGAUGGUGUCCUCAUUGCAGGAUGGCACUCAGCGACCGGUCCCCUCUGAUCUCACUCCUCGGCAACAGCCCGAAGCGCAAGUUCAGACAGCUACUCCUCAGCUUACCCAACGGCUACCCAGCCUUGGUUCGUUUGAGACUUCAACCAGCGACUUGUCAUCGCUGGAGUUCGACGGCUACAUCCAAGGCCAGUUCAAGCGACUGCGGCUGCAGAUCAACAUCAGCGGCAUCAAUCUAGAUGACAUUCCGCACGAAUUCAAGAGGAGCAACUGUGUCUAUCCUAGAUCCUUCCUGACCCAUGACGACCAGUCUGAGCACUGGAACACCUAUGGUAUCCGACAGGCCGAGGAGUCCUUCUUGAACGAGAUCGGGUGGAAAUUGUGUUUGAUCAACAGUGGACUGCUGAACGGGAAACGACUUUUGUUACAGCAAGUGUUGGAUGCCUACAGGCGACGAUUCCUCCCAUCGACUGGUCAACCUCGGGCAAGGGUCGGUCCAUCACUGUUGACCCGGAGAAACUCUUCUUCCAGUCCUGUGUAUUCACUCUUCAGUGGAUCGGAUCCUCCUCGCACUCGUCAUCGGAAUCAACAGGCCCGUGUCCGUUUUGACACCGGAGAUCCUAUUUCCCGAAAGGAGCAUGUUGAAGUCGCAGGCGAGCCCUAUUCAGAGGACGAUGAGGGAAUGGACAAGGCCUCGAAUCGGUAUGGCAGCGCUGAACGCAGGGCAGCAGAUGAGAACGGCGAUGAGGAGGACGACGAGGAAUAUGGUGAAGAAGGAGAGGAGGACAGCGACGACAGCAAAGGAGAGGACUUUGACGAGGAGGAUGGGGAUGAAGACGAGGAGCCUAGUGAGGGCGACUCUUUUGAGGACGAGUCUGGGGAUGGAUCGUCUUCCGAAGAAGUGUUUCAUUCCCAAAUGUCGCUGUUGUCGUUCACUGGCAGCAUUCGGACGUACAGUCUAGGCACUGGAUCUGGAUCAGCGCGGAGUCGACCACGCAUCCACUCUACCACUGCUGCUACCGCAAGUUCAAAGAACGCCUCGCCCCUCUCUCGGUCCGAGACAUUUCUGACAAGGAAGAGGUCUUGGAACGAGUUUACUCCAAAAACAUACCCCAACAGUGGAGGCAGUGGCAGUAACCACCGUGUUCGAUUUGACAAGCGGAUCCGUCACGGUGAUACGGAAGGGGAUAGGGAUGCGUUGGGAUAUGAGCAGCAUGGACACGAGGAUGGACGAGAGCCCGACGGGAAGAAAAGGGAGGGUAGAGAAGGAGCAGGAGUGGCUGUUGAGGACGGAGGUAGAAAGGAGAAUGAGAGUGAGCAGGAGGGAUAUCAUGACGGUGAGGAUGAGGACGAGGACGAAGGUGAGGGUGAUAAUGAGGAUGAGGAUGAGGUUGACUGGUGGAAGUCGCGGUUGAACAAUAGUGAGUACGCGGAGGAUCAUAAUCUGGUGAGCAUGACGACGGAGGAGCUCAUUGGGGCGUUGACCAAUUGCUACAACAGCGACGUUGAGGAUUAUUACGAGGACGAGGACUGA
Linnemannia hyalina is the source of this 2274-nucleotide messenger RNA. The record is from the annotation of a GenBank genome assembly. Lineage: Eukaryota; Fungi; Mortierellomycota; Mortierellomycetes; Mortierellales; Mortierellaceae.